This is a messenger RNA of Salmo salar (Atlantic salmon), 8361 nucleotides long. Its product is annotated as chondroitin sulfate synthase 2. The record is from RefSeq and is a predicted model, not a curated record. Gene Ontology annotation, cellular component: Golgi cisterna membrane. NCBI's taxonomy places the organism in Eukaryota, Metazoa, Chordata, Actinopteri, Salmoniformes, Salmonidae. Gene Ontology annotation, molecular function: glucuronosyl-N-acetylgalactosaminyl-proteoglycan 4-beta-N-acetylgalactosaminyltransferase activity.
UUGGGUGGUUUAUUUGGGGCGGAGCUAGAGACCACUGACACGUAAGGAUCCUGCGUUAAUUCCAAGGGAGAAGCUACAUAGGCCUACAUCUUUUUAGUCGAGAAGGAUGUCCUUUUUAAAUAUGACCAGCUGCUAAUAUUUUCUAUUUGGAUUGAUGUAUAGAAUUACCCAAAGAGUCACACAUUAGGGUGGGGGGUGUAGGCUGACGAAAGGACCGACGUAGUCUAUAGUCAACGUUGAAAAUGAGAUUUGCAAUGUUUAUUUCUCUGCUGAGGCCCAUCGGGCCGGUUAUUAUCGGUGUUUCUUUGGGAUUUACCUUAAGUUUACUUAGUGUGAGUUGGGUAGAGGAACCUUGUGUCCUCGACGGGAAAGCGGGUGAAGAAAUACGUUUGGCCCAAGAUGGGAAUUCAAAAGGAGCGAGGAGACCCAAUUCGAUAUCGACUGUGGAUGCCGAGGAAGAUUUUGAGCCAAGAAUAGUGCCAUAUAAACCAGUCCAACAAAGCCAAACGAAGCAACUUUUUCGGGCUAAGUACAUCAGUACAGAGCUGGGGAUCCGGGAGCACCUCUUUGUAGGGAUCCUGACAUCCAAAAGCACCAUCAACACAUUGGGAGUUGCCGUGAACCGCACCAUCAGCCACCACCUGGACACUGUGGUCUUCUUCACCGGCAUGCGCAACCGCAAAGUGCCCCGCGGCAUGUUCGUGGUCACCCAUGGGGACGAGAGGCUCAUAUGGAACAUUUUCCAGACCAUCAAGUACAUCUUGGAGCACUAUGUCCACGAGUAUGACUGGUUCUAUCUGGCCCAGGACGACACCUACACAGAGGCAGACCGGAUCAAACAGCUGGUGGCUCACCUGAGCAUAGACCGGGAGCUUUACAUGGGCAGCCCUGAGGAGUUUAUAGGUGGGGAGAUGGAGGGGAGGUACUGCUACGGUGGGUUCGGAUACCUCCUGUCCCGUACCCUGCUGCUCCGACUCAAACCCUUCCUGGAGAACUGCAGGAAUGAUAUCCUGAGCGCCAGGCCUGACGAGUGGCUGGGCAGAUGCAUCAUUGAUUAUGCCAACACCAACUGUGUGGAUGAGCAUGAGGGGCUGCAUUACUUCCAUUACGAGAUGGGCAAGAACUCGGAUCCGAGUAAGGUGGAGAAUGUGCAGUUUAAGAAUGCCUUGACUGUCCACCCGGUAUCUGACCCUGAGCAGAUGUACAGACUACACAAACACUUCACUGAAAUAGAACUUCAGAGGACAUACGAUGAGAUCGAGAAGCUGCAGGCAGAGAUAAAGAAUGUGAGCAAAGUGGCUUUUGAUGGCAACCGGAGCGCCCAGUGGCCCAUUGGGAUCAAUCCUACGUUUGAGCCCAAGUCUCGUUUUGAGGUCCUCCGAUGGGACUACUUCACAGAGGAGCAGGUGUAUUCAUGCAUUGACGGCUCCCCCAAGUGUGAACUGCGUGGCAUUGAUCGGUUGGACGUGGCCGACGUCAUCGAGAUAGCCAUGGGGGAGCUGAACAAGAAGUACAAGCCUGUCCUCCACCUGAAGAAGCAGCAGCUGAUCAACGGCUACCGCCGCUUUGACCCCACUCGGGGCAUGGAGUACACACUGGACCUGCAGCUGGAGGUAGUCAACCAGAAGGGCCGCAGUCGCUCCAUCACCAAGAGGGUCCACCUGGUGCGUCCUCUGAGUCGCAUCGAGAUCAUCCCCAUGCCUUAUGUCACAGAGGCCACCAGGGUUCAUAUCAUCUUACCGUUGACUUUUCAGGAACGGGGUGCCGUCAACCAUUUUCUAGAAGUGUUUGCCACAAAUUUGUUUGAGACCAGUGAAAACGCCAUCUUGACUUUACUGUUUAUCUACGACCCAUUCGAGGCCCAGCAGGUCAACCAGAAUGACAUAUUUACCGAUGUUAAAGUGCAGAUCAAUGCAUACGAACGAAAGUAUCCGGCAGUGAAGAUCCUGUGGAUAAGUGUCAAGACAGAAACCCCUUCUCAAAUCAAAUUCAUGGACAUCAUUUCCAAGAAGCACCCAGUAGACACUCUGUUCUUCAUCACCAACGUCAACACCAACGUCAACUCCGAGUUCCUCAACCGUUGCCGCAUGAACUCCAUCAACAACUGGCAGGUAUUCUUCCCAAUCCACUUCCAGGACUACAACCCAGACAUUGCCUUCCACAACCAGGAGCCCCCACCCACACUAGACCUGGUUAAGGACGCCGGACACUUCGACCGCAAUUCUUUCGAGGAGGCGUGCUUCUACAACUCCGACUACAUGGUGACGCGCACACGCAUGGCCUCCGACGUGCAGGAGAACGAGGAGAUCGUGGAGACCUUGGAUAUCUACGACAUGUUUGUCAAGUACUCCAUCCUGCAUGUGUUCAGGGCUGUGGAGCCGGCUCUGCACCAGAAGUACCGCUACCAGGCCUGUAACCCGCAGCUCAGUGAGGACAUCUACCACAGGUGUGUCCAGAGCAACCUGGAUGGCCUCGGAUCCCGUUCCCAGCUUGCCAUGCUGUUAUUUGAACAAGAACAAGGAAAUAGCACUUGAUCACCAGCCCCCUUAGAAACUUUACCUAGUACGUGUGUGAUUGUGUGUAUGCGUGUUUGUUUGCGUGAGUGUGAUUGUGUGUAUGCGUGCUUGUUUGUUUUAAAACUAAUGCAGUACAUUCCUAAGCGGAAACCUUUUUUUUACUAAAUGUUUACAAUAAAAAUGUGCUGUCCGUACAGAAAACGAUGCUGGAACCAAAUGUGUUUUAAACCUUCGGAUUUGGUGGUCAUGCUGGUCUUCUCAUUAUUUUAACAUGUUACAAAAGUUCUACAUACCUUUUGUGGCUCUUCAGAGUAUGGCUUUAAACCUGCACAACUUUUGAUACUUGGUCAUUUGCAGUUUAGUAAUCACAACUAAAGCACAUCUGUGUGCCUUUUUUUUUAAACAUCUGUCAGUCCUCUUGUAUUUUCAUGUCUGUUAUCAUAUCAAGCAAAAUAAGUUGAGAUUUUUACAUUGUAUACAUUUUAGCCAUAUUUGAGUCCCUUUCACAUUACACUUCUCACAUUUGAAUGAAUGAGCUGGCAUCUGCAAUAUAGAUUCACUCUACUCACAUGUUAAUGGGAAGGAAGCGUUAUGGCACUGACUGUCAUCAGAUGCAGAAUGAGAUUACUGUUGGGUUGAGAGGAUUGGAUGGUAUGUGUUGGUACUGUAGGUCCCCAUAGGUGACAUCACAAACAAGCCUGUAGAUGUAGAGCCUCUUCAGGAGGUUACAGUAAAAAAAAAAUACAAAAAAGACACCGAUAUGAUUCUCUUAUUUAGAAUAGGGAAUUAUGUCAUCUUUAUCCAUUACAUUUUUAUCUGCAACGUUCUGAAUGUUUUAACUCUGAAUACACCCCUGGUCAGAUGCGUUUGUCUGAAGAUAUUUUGGGGAGUCCUUGUUGAGAGGCUAACGCACAGUUCAGACGCUGAACUUUUGGUGAAUCGAACUGAAUAGAAAUGAAGAGUUUGCGAGGUUUGCUUGAUGUACUGGUUGGUUUCAUACAACCGCUUUCAACACUGCAGACUUCCUUGUAGGCUUUGGGUCGAAUUCAGGCACAACACCUCUUGUUUUAAAGAAGUUCAUUGCACUAAAAGGACAAAGAAAGACGAUUCCCACUCCUAUGCAGCGCGGAAGAUAAUGUUUGAAACGGUGAACAUGAUCGGUUUAAUGUGCAUCUUAUAGGGAUGGGCAUUUUCCAAUUGUUUAAUGUUCGUGGACCCCCCCCCCGAGUACUCAAAUAAUCCUAAUUGCCCCAAAAUAUAUAUUAAAACAAAAUUGCAAGUGCCAUUUUAAAAUGAAUUUAUUGAAGCCGUGAUAUCAACUGGUUAUAUUAUGGAACACAAUCUUCAAAAAGGCAGUAACAGCAGUGGCGCUUGCUUGUAGAACCCUGUGGCUGUUCAAUGGCUUAGCCUUUUGUUAAUUUAGUAGACAAUACGCUCUUAUUUCCCGAGCCCUUAUCACAGUCAAAACGCCUAUUACAUAGUUAAAAAAACAAACAUGAUGUAAUAUAACAGAAUAAAAUGGAACAGAAUAUUUUUCCAAAUGAAGAAAAGUUGCCAGUGCAAAGUGAUAUUGAACAGUUAUCAUCAGUGAUCAUUUGAAACGUUUUCUAAGUGGAUGAACACUUUCACAUUGAACACUGCACGGUGAUGAAUUAUGGCCACAACUGUUUUGAGUAGGCAUAUACUUAUUUAUUCAGAUGAAAAUACGCUCUUUGUCUUUAUCAAACUAAUGUUUUUGCAUAUGUUAAGUGUGGAACCUGUAUGUUUAGGAGGGUUCUAGAAUUGGUUAGCCCAGGCUAAAUGGCACAAACAGUUCGCAAAGUAACUUUAGCGGAAAUAGUAUAGUCAGGACACAAUUAUUCCAAAACUGCAGCUUGUUGCUGGAACACAUUUUCCUACUUCAAUCAACCAGACCAUUUUUGAAUUUGUAACCGUCAUCAUUUGGCAUGGAAUGUAGCUUGCGUAUCCAAUGCGUUAGAUACGUACGUGUGUGUGUGUGUGUGUGUGUAGGCAUUUGUUUCUGUAGGCCUAACGGGAGCUUGUGUGCGCACGCUGCACUUGUGUGGAGGCAUCGGUCAGAACGCAAUUGCGUGAAUGAGACAUGGAGGGGAAAGGGGAUUUGGAGGUGUGACGCUUGGUUUCUUUUUUGUUGUUCCCAGCAAAUGCACAUGUUCAUAUGGAACACAAGAGUCGAGGCAAAUUUGAACGUUGUCUAAAGACAAAAUGUCACUUGCCCGUUUGGGCAGCCACAAAGCACAUUCCACCAAAUAGUUUUAAGGUGGGCUAUUUGGAGGAAAAAAGUGAUCUCUGGUUAAAGAUUGAGCUUUUACGUCCGUUGGAGUACUAAUUUACUCAUGCCUACUCGGUUAACGCAACGUGUCUUCAGAUUUCCAGUCUCCUCAUACUUAAAAUAAACCAUGAUGUCGGCGUUAACAUAUACGUUGCACAGUAAUAUCGCUAUUCCCCCCCCCCAAGAUUGCAAAUGAAUCUGUACGUUGUAGUGCCCAUCGGUUAUGAAUGUUUCAACCUCUGUGUUGAGAAGGGACACACUCUAAAGUGAUUUUCGUACCAGGUUAGGAAAGCAUUUUCGCUAACCCCUUUUCCUCAGGCUCCUAACUUGCUACCUUAAAUCUCCCACCCUGCUGCGUAAAUUCUCUCGAAUCCCCGAGUUGACAAGGUACAAAUCUGUCGUUCUGCCCCCGAACAAGGCAGUUAACCUACUGUUCCUAGGUCCUCAUUGUAAAUAAGAAUUUGUUCUUAACUGACUUGCCUAGUUAAAGAAAAGGAAAAACAUUUUCAGAUGGCACUCCCAUACCCGCUCUUCCAAAGAGAAAGUGAUGUAUUUUUUUAAGUUUUGUGCAGCAUAGAGCAGUGUUUGAACUUGGGCUAGCUGUGACUGGACUAGUUCACAGUAGUUGUUGGUUUCGGUGUGUUACACACAUGUACUCUCAAUAUAUUGAAGUAGGUAUUUGAAAUCAGUUGAACAAGACUGCAGUUAUUAAAGGCAAUCAUGAUUGUGGUAUGUACUGUAUAAGUUGGCAGUCAACAUUGUUACAUGAAUAUUACAUUACAUUUCUAUUACAUCAGAAAAUAUAUAUAUAUAUAUAUAUAUAUAUAUCAUUUGUACUAUUUUCUACAGUGUAGAAUAAUGGUGAACACAUCAACUAUGAAGUAACACACAUGGAAUCAUGUGUUAAACAAAUCAAAAUAUAUUUAAGAUUCUUCAAAUAGCCACCCUUUGCCUUGAGUGUUGUACACUCUUGACACUUUCUCUCAACCAGCUUCACGAGGUAGUCACCUGGAAUGCAUUUCAAUGAACAGGUGUGCCUUGUUAAUUUGUGGAAUAUCUUUCCUUAAUGCAUUUGAGACAAUCAGUUGUGUUGUGGCGGGGGGGUGUAAUACAGAAGGUGGGCCUAUUUGGUAAAAGAGCAAGUUCAUAUUAUGGCAAGAACAGCUCAAAUAAGCAAAGAGAAACAACAGUCCAUCAUUGACUGACCUUCGUGUUUGAAAGUAAUCUGGAAAAUGUCAAGAACUUUGAAAGUUUCUUCAACUGCAGUCUCAAUCAUCAAGCACUAUGGCUCAUGAGGACCACCAAAGGAAUGUAAGACCCAGAGUUGGCUCACUGCAGAGGAUAAGUUCAUUAGUUACUAGCCUAAGAAAUUGCAGCCCAAAUAAAUGCUUCUGAGUUCAAGUAACAGAUACAUCAGCUGUUCAGAGGAGACUGAAUCAGGCCUUUCAUGGUCGAAUUGCUGCAAAGAAACCACUACUAAAGAACACUAAUAAUAAGAGACUUGCUUGGGCCAAGAAACAAAUGGACAUUAGACCGGUGGAAAUUGGUCCUUUGGUCUGGAGUCCAAAUUGGAGAAUUUUAGUUCCAACCACCUUGUCUUUGUGACAUGGGUGAAUGAAUGAUCUCAGCAUGUGUAUUUCCCACCAUAACGCAUGAUGGAGGAGGUGUUAUGGUGUGGGAGUGCUUUGCAGGUGACACUGUCUGAUUUAUUUAGAAUUCAAGCCCCACUUAACCAGCAUGGCUCCCACAGCAUUCUGCAGUGAUGCACCAUCCCAUCUAUAAUUUCAUUUUUUCAACAGGACAAUGACCCAACAAACCUCCAGGCUGUGUAAGGGCUAUUUGACCAAAAAGGAGAGUGAUGGAGUGCUGUAUCAGAUGACCUGGCCUCCACAAUCCCACAACCUCAAACAAAUUGAGAUGGUUUGGGAUGAGUUUCACCGCAGAGUGAAAGAAAAGCAGCCAACAAAUGCUCAGCAUAUGUGGGAACUCCUUCAAGACUGUUGGAAAAUCAUUCCAGGUGAAGCUGGUUGAGAGAAUGCCAAGAGUGUGCAAAGCUGUCAUCAAGGCAAAGGGUGGCUACUUUGAAGAAUCUCAAAUAUUGUUUAACACUUUGGGGGUUACUACAUGAUUCCAUAUGUGUUAUUUCAUAGUUGUGAUGUCUUCACUAUUAUUCUACAAUGUAGAAAAUGGUAAAAAUAAAGAAAAACCCUUGAAUGAUUAGGUGUCCUAGAAUAUUUGACCGGUAGUGUACAUAGUUUGAAAUUACAUUUGAUAUUGACAUUUCCCUGCCACAUUUAUGGAAGUUUAAAUGUUAUUUUGAUAAGUAUUAUUAUAUGUAUUUAAAUGGUAACACAUUGUAGCCCUCAAUAUCUAAUGGUUUGUUAUCAAAUAUAGCUGUACACCCCGAAUCCCGCUCAGUAUUGUGCAACCAGAGGCCUUUUGAGUGGAUGCAGCAGGUACUAGAAACCUGAGUUUGAAAUGUGAGUUGAAGUAAAAUGUGUGCAAUACUGUAUAGAUUGUAACAAAACUGUGCUGUCCAAUCAAGAACAAGGAUUACAUUUUUGUGACGUGUUGCAAGUUGACUACAUGCUCUAAAUUGUAUUUAUUUAAAACUUAUACCAAGGAAAUAUCCUGCGUAACAACACUGAAUGUGAUAGGAAGUACAUUAAGACUUAGCUUGCGUUACUGUUUUGUUUGUUAAUACACUACAUUUACAAGAUUAGAUUUAUAUUGUAUUAUACUGACAAACAAAAUGGACACUUUUAAUCUAUCAUGACAUGAAAACCUACUUAAAAUAAAUAACCUAAUUCCCUUAAAUCUUGAUUUUAAAUGUGUCCUGAUUUUUUUUUUCCAAGUGGUUUUGUAAUUGCAUCCCCAAAUCUUAAUGCGCGUCUACUUCACCAGAGACUGAGGUUACAUUAUGCAAAUUCAGAAGGCUGAAGCUCAAAUAGAGAUUCCAAUUUGUUUGCUUUGUAUCUCUGUGUGUGUGAUAUAUUUGUUCUGUUAUUAGCUUUGUUUACAUAUGGUAAUAGUGUGUGUGAUAGACAUUUCCUAUUUUCUAUUUUACACAAUGCAUUUUCUUUUUACUACCACUGUAAGUCCAAGUAUUGGAUUCAGAGUUUGAUCAAUCAUUUUAUUUACCAGUAAUUUGAAGUGUCCAGUGCACUGUAGUAUGUUUCUAAUGGUAGUGUUACCCAAAGCCAUUGCUCAUUGAAUUGAGAAACCGUGACAGGUUAGAAAUUUAAUCCAUAUCCUCCCUUUUUAAAGCAGCUGGCCCAAGGCUAUCCAGAUAUAUAUAUAUAUGAAAAGGUCCUGUGUACAGUACAAACUGAUGUUUUGCCCCCAUCUUAGGACAUUUGUUACACAAAUGCAGGACAUUUCUUACCUACCAACAGAAAACCAAAAUACUCAUUGGUAAGUCUCCUAUUACAAAGAUUUUGCAUGUCAUAUUAAUCCAAAUGAGUCAUUAUGUAGAUAAAACACUCAGUGGUAUACUGGAAAUCUUCAAUGAACUGUGAAUUAUUGUAAUUUUAAAAUAAACUAUUUGAGUAUGAA